UAUUGAGCAGCGCAUACUGUAAAAAUGUGCGCUUCAAUCUGAAGGAUGUUCGGACGAGGGAAAGGUGGGCUAUCGAAACCUAAGAAGGUCCAUUCUCUUGAGAAUUUAAAGUAUCUUCACUCCGUGUUACAAAAGAAUCGUGUUGUUAAUGAACAAAACUAUGGGACACUAGUUGAAGCUCUUCGUUUAAUUGCAGAAAUUCUAAUCUGGGGUGAUCAAAAUGAUAGUUCAGUCAUGGACUUCUUCCUUGAGAAGAAUAUUUUGGAAUACUUUUUACAGUAUCUGAAACAAGAUUUAAGUCGGAAAAUUUGUGUUCAGUUAUUACAAACAUUAAAUAUUUUAUUCGAAAAUAUAACAAAUCAAACAGCUAUCUAUUACCUUUUGUCAAAUAAUCAUACAAAUUCUAUUAUUACGCAUCGUUUUGAUUUUACGGACGAAGAGGUGAUGGCUUAUUAUAUUUCCUUUCUAAAAAUAUUAUCCUUUCGUCUUAACAUAAAUACUAUCAGUUUUUUCUACAUUGAGUCUCGUCGAGAGUUUGAUUUAUAUGUUGAGGCUAUUAAAUUGUUCGCUCAUCCAGAAGGUAUGGUUCGGAUUGCUGUACGUACUAUCACUCUAAAUGUACAUAAAGUUAAAGAUGAAGCUGCUUUGGAGUUUAUUCACCAUCAGACUUCAUUAAUUUAUUUCUCACAUCUUGUGUGGUCAAUCGGCAAUACAAUAUUGGAUAUUGAUUGUCAUAACAGAUGCCAAACUAAAUUGAAGGAUUUAGUCGCAGAACAUAUUGAUCAUUUGCAUUACAUUGAUGAUUUACUGUCACUGGGUAUAGAAGGUUUAAAUGAAGUACUUUGUGAUCAGUUAUUGAGAAGAUUAUUUAUGCCACUACAUAUCUACUCAUUAUUUAAACAAUACAAAUCGGAUGCAACAACAAAUCUAGGAACAGUCCGUAGACCUCGUCUAUCCUAUUCAGUGACAGUGUUUACACUCAUUCAUGUCUAUUUGUUUCUGCAUGAUACUCGAUUAAUUUGUUUACUUACGGAAGCUAUUCUAAUUGGUAAUAUCACAUUGCCUGGUUUAAUAAUACCUUGUAAUAUACCAUGUUCUCAUUCACAAAUUGUUUCCGAUGAUUCCACAACUCAGGAUUGUUCUUUAAGUGUACAGAAUAAUUUAAAUUACGAUGACAUUGAUGAUACCACAUGUGGUGGUGGUGGUGGUGUUGAUCCAGCAAUGGUCAUUGCUAAAACAUUAAUUGCUGCCACUAUGUCUUUACGAGCUGCGGAUCAAGCAUCGCCUGGACAAAGAUUAACUGCUUAUUUAAUGCAUUCAGUGACAUCGAAAAAUCCAUUGAUAUUUUCUCAACCUAGUGUAUCAUUAGAACAUGGAUUAAUUCAAGCGAAGGGUGUAACACCAACGUUAAUGUCUAUUCUAUGGCCACUCAAUAUGCCUCCGCUAAAACUGGUAGAUAAGAAUUCAGAAACUUGUGUCCAGUCAUCUAGUUCCUCAAAUCUACAGGAAAAAUGCUCAUCUAAUUCAUUAUCAGACGAUUCACAAAGUCACUCGCCUAACAACAACAACAAUACAGGUUUAUGUAUGGACGCAUCGUUUACUGAAAAAUCUCCAGUUCAAAUUGAAGAUUCAUCACUUAAUUUAUCAGGCGUUUCAACACAAGAUGAUCAAACAGUCGAUGCUGACUUAUCUGAUUUAUCUGGUCGUGUUUUCCUAAGAUCUUUAUUUCGUUCUUUGGAAAUCGGUUCCGGUUCAGAUCAAGAUGCUUUAUUCUCUAUUCUCCUGUUGUUUGCUAUCAAGUCAAAUAAAGGUGUUGAUUCUCCCACUUUGAAACUUGCUCAAUUAAACAGUCCUUACAUUGAAAAUGAACCGUCGUAUAAUUAUACACUUGUCACGAAGCUUAUUGAAUUAAUUGGUGACGCAUGUAAAGCUGAAAGUCGUAUUCGUCUAAUCACUGUUCGCAUGGCUGUUUGUCUGCUAACAGAUUUAGUAUAUAGCGUCGAUUGUGGUUGUCAAUUAACCGAUCAACACUUCGCUGGAAUUAUUAAUGCUCGUGAAGAAGCGAUGCUUGUAUUAAGGAGUUAUUUCGAGAUUAGUGCAAUAUUUCUUGAUCUGUUUGAAAAUGAGUUGCGUCGUGUUCAGUCAGCACUUCCGUCAUUGUCUACAUUGGCUACAGAUGCUCGUCUGUUAUUACAACCAUAUUCAUCAUUCAUGGAGCAAUCAAAUACGGUAACUAAAAAUGCUGCUACUACUAGUACUAUUAGUAGUAUUAGCAGCAGUAGCAGCCUCAAUAAGAUACCAAUGUUGACAUGUAAAGAUAUGGAUUUAAUCUAUCGGUUACCGAAUAAUGAACGUGAACAUGUACAACGUGCAAUCGGAAUCUAUCUUAUUGUACAUAUUUGGCUGGAGAGAAUGCUGUCUUUAAAAGUCAAUGCUAUCCCAUGUCAAGAUGUUGUCGUCAGUACGGAUAACAGUGGUGUAUCAGUUAAUAAUUCGAAGAUAUUCUCAAACAAUUUUUUCUCCAAUCUUAUCGGAAUACCUGGAUUAGGCGGAUUUUGUAAUAUACCAGAUCCUAAAACAACUACACCUGUAUUAAAGAUAGGAGAUAGAUUAGAUCUAUUCUCUGAAACAUUGAUUGGAUGUACAGUGGAAUGUUCUGGCAUUCAUGAAAAACGUUUUAUAGUCAGUUGUGGUCAACAGUUGGUUCUGGUAAAACCUGAUUCAAAGCAACUUGGUUGGGGUGUCAUAACAUUUAUCGGGCCAUUACAAGAUUUGGAGUCUCAUUGUGAUCCGGCUGAUAGUCGUUGUCUUCACGUGACCAUUCAUGCACCUGGUCAUUUAACAUAUCAAAAUUCUAGUCCUGGCCGAUUAGCCAGCAACACUAAUAGUAAUAAUAAAUCGCCGAUUAUGGUUGCAAAGUUCCUUUUUGAAGAUCAUAUACGUUGUAUGACAGCUCGGCAAUUAUUAUCCCGUGGUAAAACAGUUGUUGAACAGACAAAACUACGAAAGAUCGCAUCUUUACUCGAUUUUCCGCCACAAUUUAUACGUGAAAAGUUUUUAGCUAACAAUCCAACAAGUACUGGUUAUAAUAGUGGUAUUGUUGGUAGUAAAAGUUACAUGUGUAAUAGCCAGCACACAAUGAUUGUCAAUAAUCGUUUCGACUCGGCAAAUCCACGUGGUGUGCAUUCCAGCAGUCAUAGUAGUAUUAGCACCGGCAGUAGUGGUAAACAAAUCAGUUCCAAUGUAAUGACUGAAACGACAACAACUGAACAGUCUCCGUCUGUGCAAAUAAGAAAGCUUAUUCAUGACAAUAACAACAAUAAUAUCAAUCGUGAUUGUCACAGUAAGACUGGUGAAAGUGUACGUUCAGUUGAUCCGCAGAAUAAUGUGAAUACACUUGGUUGUUCACAUGGGACUGAUGCAUCGUCGUCAUCAACGGCGGUCCCAUUAGUUUGUUUAGCUAAUUUAAAUACUUCAACUACAACAACAGGAUCGUCGACUGCAUCAACAAUGAUUCUUGAUAAAUCAAUUGUAAAAUCUAAUCCACCAUCGUAUCCCACUAUAGUUAAACCAUCGAACAGUAGAGUAGUGAAUCAACCAGAAAUUUCUCAAUUGACCUUAUUGUUUCCUGUUCACAAAGCAGUAGGUGAUGAAAAGAGAAUAAAUGAGACGAAACAGCAGCAGCAGCAGCAACGGCAACAUGAAGAUCAGGAGGAGGGCGAGGAGGAGGAGGAGACUGACAGUGAAAAGAAAAAACUUAUCAAUUUAUCUAAAGAAUUCUCUAAUUUAAAAUCAACCAUGUUCAUAAAUGACGAUUUAAGGGAAAAUAAACAAACGGAACACAAUCGCUUAGCUUCUAAAUCUAAACAGUUAAACUAUUCACCACCAAGUAAUAUUUCCGAUGUGUAAAAAGUGAGAGGCAGGAAGAAUAGAAAACUAAGAAAAAUUUGUUUUAUUACGAUGAUUAUUGUUAUAACAUUUUGUAAAUACUCGUUUAAUAUUGAAUGAACGCAGCAAAAGAAAGAUGAUGAAUACAAUGCAUCUCCUCUAUCUACGUAAAGGUACUAUUUUUACUAAACAAAAUAAUUUACUUAACCUACUUGAAAGUUGUUUAUAUCUUUCAAGUUCCUGUCUUUCAGUAAUUUAUUUAUUCUUUUCUGUUCAAAUUUCCCUUCUUUGCUCUCAGAUGAACAUAAUAGAAAACAAGUGACUGAUGAAACACGUAUGCUCGUGUUUUUUUUUUAAUGCAUAUGUGUAUAGCCUACUAUCAUUACCGAUAAGUAGUAGUAGUAGUAGUAGUAAUACUAAUAUGUUGUAUUGGUCUUCUUUGAGAUAAACAGAGACAGUUACAUUCAUUAUUAUUUGUUUUGAAUGAAAUUAAGAUUAUUAUUUUAGAAAAGAAAAAAUUCAUGUUUAUAUCAUGUUUAGAUGUUUGUAAUAUUUUUGUUAUGACUUACACCAGUAAUAAUUACUAAUCAUUAUAUAUUUUCCUCUUUCCAUCUAUUCAAAUGAUAAUUUUGAUUUGGUAGAGAGAAAAAUGAAAAGAGUUUUCAAGCAUAUUUCUUGUGUUGUCAGCAUAGAAUUUGAAUGAAAAUUCUUUCUCCCCAAAAGUGUAAUUUACGUGAAUCGUCCUGAUUUAAAAAGAAAAGAUUCAUAAUAAACAAUAAGAAUGAGUUUUAUCUUAUGA
This is a messenger RNA of Schistosoma turkestanicum, 4687 nucleotides long. The record is from the annotation of a GenBank genome assembly. Lineage: Eukaryota; Metazoa; Platyhelminthes; Trematoda; Strigeidida; Schistosomatidae.